Messenger RNA from Symbiodinium necroappetens, 546 nucleotides. NCBI's taxonomy places the organism in Eukaryota, Dinophyceae, Suessiales, Symbiodiniaceae. The record is from the annotation of a GenBank genome assembly.
AUGGUCGACGCCGGUGCUGGUAAAAGCUUCGGCAAACUAACACUUACGUAUUUGAACCAGAUUGAGAAUGAAAAAGGUGUCUUGAUUUGUGUUUGCACAGCUCAUCUUGGGGAGAAGACCAGCUCACCGUACUGCUCUUUUGAAGAGUUACGGGUUGCCCUAGACAACAGACUGGAUGUUCUCCCGCUGAAAGUGGCAGACGUCUACCCCCCGAAACCCCCUGGCGGUCCAAAUCACCCGUACGACAAAGAGAACAAAGCAGCGGCCUUGAUCGGAAUGGUCUUCAGACCAAACCUCGUCUACGUAGAUUGCCGCAACUUGGAUGAGAUGGAGAUUGCUCGGGAGAUCGCAAAGAAGUUGCUGGAGAAGAAGAGGAGCCUCGCCAUGCGAAGUUCGUUGUCCUUGCAAGGAUCCUUAAACCCUAUAAGCAGGAAGGAGAAGAGUCUUCAAGCACAAACUAAACACUAUGCAGGUACGUCUUACCUGCAGGCCCCGCACCUUGUCGCAAGUACAGCCGUGCCAAGGCAAGGCUCGGGACAAGGAUGA